UUUCUAUCUUGAAACCACCUCAUAACGUGUGUUGAGUGUAGUCUGUUGGGCAAUGCAACUUGAUAGAUCUCUUUGCAAUUUCUUACCAGUACCUGCAGGGACAUACUUGGCAUGGCCCGCAAACCCACCCCAGUGGGCCUUACCAAGGGACUGACAUUAUACAAGGCUCCAGAUUUGGGUUGCUUAGUCUUGCCAGCAUCUGGACUUCCUGAUGCUGAUGUACUGUAUGUACGUACACCUUUUCAAAGGAAUGCCUUGAUGUGUACAUUAUGCAUAUGCAGUAUGCUGAAGUCGAUGAAAAGAAAAGCUAGGCCAUGUUCAAGGGCGGCGUGGUGGGUCCCAUUUCAUUUCAGAUGCACCACCUUCAUUGUGGUCAAGUCACAAAUUUGCACAUACAGAUGGAUGCAGUUUCUAUUUCACAUGUUCAAUGACACUUUGACAAAUCCCGGUGGAGUGCUUUGAUUCUGAUCCUAUGGAUGCCUGUCCAUGCCUCCUAUUCUAUGCACCUAUCACCAAACAUACACCCAAUGGACAUGCCAUGCUCUUACAUAACAACCAGAGAUGGGGUGAGAAGCAAAAGGCGACUCAGCCAAGCUCUUGACCACUGUUGAGCCCAAAUAAAUGUCAGAGGGCUGAAGCACAACUGUAUCAGUCUCGUGCAACAAUCCCCAGCCCUCACUUCACAAUGAAAGCUUUCACAGUUGCUCUCGUAGCCACCGUGGCUCAAGCUCAAGAGGCUUACUAUUACCAGUGGAGCCCAGAAACACCGGUGGCUCCUGCCUUCAAAUUCCCAGAAAACAUCCCAGUUCCUUUUCCAGCCGCAAAUGAGCCCAAUGGAAAUGCCGGCUAUCAGUAUCAAUUCACCGCUGAGCAGCCCAAUAGCCGACCUUUCAAGGCUCCUGAGGAUGACACGCCUGUGGACUUUAAAUAUCAAUACGUGAGCAGGCCCGGUGACAGCUUCAAAUACAAUUACCAACCAUCCCCUGGGGAAUUUGACUUCACCGCCGCUCCCAAUCCAGACAUGAUAAAUGUCAUUCCGGACGAGAUUAAGGUCAAAUCAGCCAGUGUGGCCUCCAGUGUUCGUGAUGUGGGAGCAUUAUUGUCUGUUGUCAAGUCAGAUGACAUCAAGGCCAUCACGGGUGAAUUGGGCUUCGGCCAAGACUUUGACUUGGCGGGCGUUUCAGGUGGAAUUAACAAAAUUGGCGACUUCAUUGAGAAGGGUGGGGAGGCUGGUGCUGAGAUUGCUACCGAUAUUGGCCCAUUGACUGUUGUUCCAGAGCCCACUCAAGAAAUCAUGACAGAAGCCCUAGCUGUGCUUGAACCCGUCCCAGUGGCCACUUAUUUGAGUUACCAGCCGGGCUACCCGGUGCCCAUUGGGAGUCCAAUUGUCUAUAGUUACUAUUGAAAAGCCAGAAGUGAAAUGAAUAAAAGUGAACCCAGUUUCAAGAUGUUGUCCCUUACUGUAGGGAGUGUUACAAGCAUUACGAGUGCACCAUGUAGUAACAUGUAACAUACAACAUGUGUAUUGGCCGAGCUGAGGGCAACAACGAAGGGGUUCAUCAUCAUAUCAAAAGAAAAUCAACCUUUGCUCAUGAAAAACACGUAAUGUCACGUCAACACUUGAAAUAGGGAACAAAACAUGGAGCAUGAAGCAAGAAUAAAGCAGACUUGCAAAAUGGAACCAAUUCCAAAUGAUGUCAUCUCUUUGUCUGCAGCUACCAAGAAAAACUUAAAAAAGGGCAUCCAUUUUUGCAACUCCCAAAGACUGAGGAACCAAUGUUUCCUCCUCUUUUGUGAUGUUAGUGAGGUUUGGGGUUGGGUGGAUCAAUCUGAUCAACAACUUCUUGCAUAAUUGUGAUUAAUCUGGCAUAGCCAUCAUGGUCGAGACCAAUGCAUGGAUGUACACGCCAAAAACCAAGCAAAGAAGCAAACAACGGGUUCAAAAGGGUUCCAGGCUGCCGAUCAAGUUCAAGGUGCAUGAGAGCCCGAGAAAGCAAUUGGUCAUCCCCUGGUUUGGCAACGCCGGCCUGAUGUAUCAGCAUUCUGUCCCAGGUGGAAGCAAAUUCAAUGUCAGUUCCUUUUCCCAUUUCCUCGCCACUUUUCUGAAUAAUUUCAUGGUCAAGAGACCAGCCAUAGGCAAACAUGAUUUGGCCCUCAACAUGGACAACUGAAGCAGUCACGCGGCCAAGAUCACCAUGGAGUUCCUUGUUGUAAGGUCCCCCACUAUUCACCAAACCAGGCGCCAGCAGACUUAUUUUUGUUCCCCAAGGCCAAAAAUGCGUUGGCAGGCACGUCUAUCAGCGGCAGCACCUUCAAGAAGGAGUGGAAGGGGGCCUGCCGCACGAUCACCAAGGAAGAUUAUGUGGAGGUCUUUGACUAAUGGGUGGACCGCUGGCAGAGAUGUAUUGAUAGAGAGGGAGAGCAAAUGGA
Tigriopus californicus is the source of this 2430-nucleotide messenger RNA. RefSeq lists its product as uncharacterized. The transcript is spliced from 2 exons. The record is from RefSeq and is a predicted model, not a curated record. Bases 686 to 1405 code for a protein of 239 amino acids. Lineage: Eukaryota; Metazoa; Arthropoda; Copepoda; Harpacticoida; Harpacticidae.